AUGCAUGCCAGCGUACUUAUCUCUCAAAUGAACGUCGUUACAGUUUCGUUUGUGAAGAAUCCUCAUACGAACUUGGACGAGGCUGCUAUUGCUUUGGAAACCCGACUGAUGAAACUAAGGACUAAGCCGGAUCCAUUCUUUGAACGUGUGCCACACUCGCUCUCACCACCAUUGUCACCUCUUUUCCCGUCGUGGACGCUUACAUGCAUAGGUCUCAAUAACGACUACACGCACUCUCAUGGUCUCCGUGAUAAGCCGAAUUUGAAGUUGGGUGGAGAAUACCGCUAUCCAGUCAAUGUGUAA
Messenger RNA from Ostertagia ostertagi, 303 nucleotides. The record is from the annotation of a GenBank genome assembly. Lineage: Eukaryota; Metazoa; Nematoda; Chromadorea; Rhabditida; Trichostrongylidae.